Molecule: messenger RNA, 492 nt
Organism: Symbiodinium sp. CCMP2456
Lineage: Eukaryota; Dinophyceae; Suessiales; Symbiodiniaceae
Source: the annotation of a GenBank genome assembly
AUGGCACGUGAAGUCCCGGGAGCCUCUGCAGAGGAUGUGCCGAAUCUUCUGGAUGAACUUGAUGAGUCUCAGAAGAAUGAAGCAGUUGGCCGACUACUGAAGCUGGAGAACGAGGAAACCUGGAACGAGCUUCUCCACAGGUUUGCCUGCAAACGUGGCGUCGCGCGGCAAGUGACUUUCAGAUCUCUGACCGGAGAGGCUGUUGAGUUGACACUCCCGCCGAAGCACACCCUCUUUCACGCCAAGCAGGCUCUGUUGGACAAUGUGGCCACGAAGAUGCCAGCUCUGGAGGUUGGCUACCGCCGGGAUGCACGGUUCUUUGCUGGAAGCGAGCUCCUUGAAGAAACGAUGCUUGUGGCGAUGCUGCCUGACGAGGUCUGUGUGGUUUUCGAUCAAGUGAAGAAGCGGUUCCACGACUUCCCAGAAAGAAGCAACGAAAAUUUCUUUGGCGGUGGCGGCCUGUUCGGUUCGGACGAUGACGAUGACGAUUGA